Molecule: messenger RNA, 1881 nt
Organism: Otolemur garnettii (small-eared galago)
Lineage: Eukaryota; Metazoa; Chordata; Mammalia; Primates; Galagidae
Gene: CEL
Product: carboxyl ester lipase
Exons: 11
Coding region: 16-1881 (621 amino acids)
Biological process (GO): synaptic vesicle endocytosis; modulation of chemical synaptic transmission; postsynaptic membrane assembly
Cellular component (GO): postsynaptic specialization membrane; cell surface; synapse
Molecular function (GO): sterol ester esterase activity; neurexin family protein binding; triacylglycerol lipase activity
Source: RefSeq, a predicted model, not a curated record
AGGCAGAUACACACCAUGGGGCGCUUGGAGUUGGUUGUCUUGGGCCUCACCUGCUGCUUGGCAGCCGUGAGUGCAGCAAAGCUAGGCGCCGUGUACACAGAAGGGGGUUUCGUGGAAGGCGUUAACAAGAAGCUCGGCCUCUUGGGUGACUCCGUGGAUAUCUUCAGGGGAAUCCCCUUUGCUGCCCCCACCAAGGCCCUGGAGAACCCCCAGCGACACCCUGGAUGGCAAGGGACCCUGAAGGCCAAGGAAUUCAAGAAGCGAUGCCUGCAGGCCACUAUCACCCAGGAUGACACUUACGGGGAUGAAGAUUGCCUCUACCUCAACAUCUGGGUUCCCCAGGGCAGGAAGCAAGUCUCCCAGGGCCUGCCCGUUAUGGUCUGGAUCUAUGGUGGGGCUUUCCUCAUGGGGGCCGGCCAUGGGGCCAACUUCAGGAAGAACUACCUGUACGAUGGGGAGGAGAUUGCCACACGCGGCAACGUCAUCGUGGUCACCUUCAACUAUCGUGUUGGCCCUCUCGGCUUCCUCAGCACUGGGGAUGCCAACCUGCCAGGUAACUAUGGCCUUCGGGAUCAGCACAUGGCCAUCGCUUGGGUGAAGAGGAACAUUGCAGCCUUUGGGGGUGACCCCAACAGCAUCACUAUCUUUGGGGAAUCGGCUGGAGGUGCUAGCGUCUCUCUGCAGACCCUAUCCCCAUACAACAAAGGCCUCAUUCGGCGAGCCAUCAGUCAGAGCGGUGUGGCGCUGAGCCCCUGGGUCAUCCAGAAGAACCCACUCUUCUGGGCCAAAAAGAUUGCUGAGAAGGUGGGCUGCCCCGUGGACAAUACCACCAGGAUGGCCAAGUGUCUGAAGGUUACUGACCCCCGAGCCCUGACGCUGGCCUAUAAGAUGCCCCUGGCAGGCAUGGAGUACCCCAUGCUGCACUAUCUGGGCUUUACCCCUGUCAUCGAUGGAGACUUCAUCCCCGACGACCCUGUCAACCUGUACGCCAACACUGCAGACAUCGACUACAUUGCGGGCACCAACAACAUGGAUGGUCACAUCUUUGCCAGCAUUGACAUGCCAGCCAUCAACAAGGACAAAAAGGAUGUCACAGAGGAGGACUUCUACAAGCUAGUCAGUGGGCUCACCAUCACCAAAGGGCUCGCAGGUGCCAGGUCUACCUUUGAUGUCUACACCAAGUCCUGGGCCCAGGACCCAUCCCAGGAGAACAAGAAGAAGACUGUGGUGGACUUUGAGACUGAUAUCCUCUUCCUGGUGCCCACAGAGAUUGCUCUGGCCCAGCACAGAGCCAAUGCCAGGAGUGCCAAGACCUACACCUACCUGUUUUCCCAUCCCUCCCGGAUGCCUGUCUACCCCAAGUGGGUGGGGGCGGACCAUGCUGAUGACAUACAGUAUGUCUUCGGGAAGCCCAUGGCCACCCCCCUGGGCUACCGGAACCAAGACAGGACUGUCUCCAAGACCAUGAUCGCCUACUGGACCAACUUUGCCAGAACUGGGGACCCCAACAUGGGCCACUCGGCCGUGCCCACCCACUGGGAUGCCUACACCGUGGAGAAGGGCAGUUACCUGGAAAUCACCAAGAAGAUGGAUGGCAGCUCCAUGAAGCAGAACCUGAGAACAAGCUACCUGCGGUACUGGACCCUGGACUACCUGAUGCUGCCCACAGUGACAGGCGAUGGGGCUGCCCCUGCGCCUCCCUCUGGUGACUCCGAGGCUGCCCCCGUCCCCCCCUCAGGUGACUCCGAGGCUGCCCCCGUCCCCCCCUCAGGUGACUCCGAGGCUGCCCCCGCCCCGCCCUCGGGUGACUCCGAGGCUGCCCCCGCUCCCCCCUCAGGUGACUCUGAUGGGGCUCAGAUGCCCGUAGUUGUUGGCUUCUAG